Molecule: messenger RNA, 2267 nt
Organism: Epinephelus moara (kelp grouper)
Lineage: Eukaryota; Metazoa; Chordata; Actinopteri; Perciformes; Serranidae
Exons: 11
Coding region: 415-1278 (287 amino acids)
Source: RefSeq, a predicted model, not a curated record
UCCAAUCAGCAUCAAGUAAACCCCAAGCCCCAGCCAGGAGUCUUUCGGGGCCGUUCUGAGUACCUACACCGAGGCAGGGACUUGUUUAGCCCCUGUAAAAGAUCCGGAACUCUGUCCUUAGGGGGUGGUUCCUGCGGUGGAGACACGCACCAACGGCCCCGGCCCCGUAAAAUUAUCCCUUAGUUCCUGCGGUGGAAACGGGCCUACAGAGUCUCUUGAGGCGGUUUCAUUUUAACUUUCACUUUCAGCCUCUUCCAACCAUUUCUCCACACUUAACAGCCGCUAACACUAUUUUAACCUAGCAUAGCUAGCUUGUGAUGUUUUUAUCUUGUGAAUAACGUCAUGUGACAUGCUCCUCUGGGAAAGCAACUUGGUUUUUCUCCCGUUUUUGAGUUUAACCGACGAAGAGUGAAGAUGUGGCCGUGUGAGACAGCAGCCAUGGUGCUAGCCGGGUGGCUGUGUGUUACACGGCUGGCUGCUGUGUCCGCAGACACUGAGAUUUCAGUCUACAAGAAGGUGGGCGAUGAAGUCGUCCUCAAGUCAGACACCACUGCCGGCCCCAUCACCAACAUCAUGUGGAAGCAUGGUCAAAACAUCGCCGUCCAGUGGGAUGGAGUCGAGGUCGAUCGCUAUCGUCAGUUCAUAGAUCGUGGUGACCUAAACAUCUCAACUGGAGAGCUGACGAUCAAAGAACUGACUAAAAAUGACAGUGGACUGUACACACCAGAAAUCAACAACAUGAUCAAGACUACAACUCAUCUCUUUAUCAUCUCUCCCAUCCAGAAACCGGAUGUUAGAAAAUCCUGUGACGAUGAGACCAGCUGUAUUUUGAGCUGUGAUGGAGACACCACAGGUGCUGAACCAGUCAGCUACAGCUGGAUGUCAGAUGACAAGGUCUUAGGUUCAUCUAAGACGCAACAUAUUACAAAGGCCACCAGUUUAAGUGUAACUGAGUUCAGAUGUAAACUGUCGAAUCCAGUCAGUCAGGAGCUCAGCGCCCCACUCCCCAACCCGUUCGUCACAACUGAUCCACCUGCAGGAAAACUGAACAUUUCCACAGGAGUCACAGUCUUCAUCAGUCUGCUGAUAGCUGUGCUGCUGCUGGUUGCCGUUCACAGAUGUAAAGCAGGAAUGUGGUUCUUCCAAAAAUCAUCCAUGCCGUGGGAAGCAGACUUCUGGAGGAAGCACGAGAGAGAGUCUUCAAGAGAUGCUGCUGAAUCUAACGGCAGGGCUGCUCAAGGGAAGGGAGAAGCAGACGAGGAAACACCAAUGAAAUAGAGAGCCGAAUGACACCAAGUCACGACCUGUCAGGUCUGAAACAAGACGAUUCGAAAGAUCCACAGUGAAGCUGAGCUAUCCCUCAACAGUCAUGUCAGCACCAACGCCUCAUAUUUAGAAUAAUAUAGCCAAAAUAAAAUAUAUUUGAGACAUAAAAACAGAUCAAAUGUAGGAAUGAGGGCGUUUAAGACUCUUGAAAAGAUGUUUUUAAGACUUGAGUCCUGCUGCUUGUUUCGAAAAGAAUACAUUAGUUUAAUUAUGUGCUGGAAUCUACCUUAAGUCACGUCUAUUAAAACAACAUUCAAAAGACACAAAAAAAGAGGUACAUAAAAGUUAUCUAGCAUGAAAUAUAACCAUAUAUAGCCAGGAUUAUAAUCAAAGCUUUUAGACUUGAAGCAGAUCUUCCUGAGGUCUGUAACUAGAUUUUUUAAAGAGGCAAUGAGGGCCGGCAAAGUUAAGACAAUACAAGGAAAGCGUGCUUUUCCUGUAACGGACAGCGUACCUGACACCGACUGACACCUCGAGCUCAUUAAAGCGAGCAGGUCUGCUGUGGAUCCAUGCAGCCUCACAAUGUCGGGGAAGUGCUUGGACUGUGUAGGGAGGACCUGGACUGGCAGCAGAGGGGGAAAAGAGACGCCAUUGUUUGGUUUGGACCGCUGGCUCGACCAACAAGCAAGGCAUUGUACAGUACUUUACUGCUGACUCGUCAGCAGCAGCUACUAUGUGUGUUGUAAAAAAAAUAUUGAGAGAUUUCAAACUCAAAAUAAGUCAAUCAGCUUUUUUGUUAUUUUUAUUUUAAUUUUACUGACUGUUUGGUGUGUUUAAAAUGGAGGACAGGUUUGUUUUUGCACUUGUCUUUUCUUACUCCAAGUUUUUCCUCCUGAAAAUAACAAUAGUCGCACUCCAGGGUCAAAUCAGCCCUUUUACUGUAUAACUUUAAGAUUAUUUGUUAAACUUUUUUAACACGAAAUGCAGCACUACCUGUGGAU